Molecule: messenger RNA, 5281 nt
Organism: Cynocephalus volans (Philippine flying lemur)
Lineage: Eukaryota; Metazoa; Chordata; Mammalia; Dermoptera; Cynocephalidae
Gene: SCAF11
Product: SR-related CTD associated factor 11
Exons: 15
Coding region: 262-4650 (1462 amino acids)
Biological process (GO): spliceosomal complex assembly
Molecular function (GO): RNA binding
Source: RefSeq, a predicted model, not a curated record
GAGGGGGAGGGGGAGCAGCGGUGGCGCAAGCCGCGCGGAGCAGCGCAGCCCGGGUCCGCUCCUUGCUUCGCCACCGCCUCCCGACCCGGCCAGCAGAGCCGGUGCCCCGGCCCCCCCGGAACACCUCAAAGCGGACGAAGGAGUCCAUGUUGGGGAACUUGGCGGUGGAGUGAGGGGGACCUAGGGACCUGCGGUGGGGCCGUCGCGUCGCCAGAGCAAGCGCUUCGACCUCGGCCUGAGGAAACCCUUUUCCAAGGAGAAAUGAAGAAGAAAACUCUAUAUACUCUAAAUGUGGAAGAUCAGGAGUAUGAAGAUAUGGAAGGUGAAGAAAAUGGAGAUAAUGCUGCUACCACUGGUCUUUUGUAUAAUGAAGCUGACAGGUGUCCAAUAUGUCUUAAUUGCCUAUUAGAGAAGGAAGUUGGUUUUCCAGAAAGCUGUAAUCAUGUCUUCUGUAUGACCUGUAUUCUUAAAUGGGCAGAGACACUGGCUUCAUGUCCUAUUGACCGAAAACCUUUUCAGGCAGUGUUUAAAUUCAGUGCAUUGGAAGGUUGUGUUAAGGUUCAAGUAAAAAGACAAUUGAGAGAAAUAAAAGACAAGAAACAUGAAAGCUCUUUUAAGGAACAGCUCUCCUGUCAUGAAAAUUCUAAAAGCUGUAUAAGAAAAAAAGUCAUCAUAAGAGAAGAUCUAUUAAGUGCAAAAUUUUAUGACUUGAAGAUGAUACACAGAAACUCUCCAUACGGUGAAAUGGGAGGAAAGAAAAAUGCAGCAAUAAAGAUAAAUAAGCCUCAAAGAUCAAAUCAGUGUACAAGUCAGUGCUUCAGAAGUUUUUUCUCCAAUAUGUUUUCUUCUAGUAGUCACACUGGAGAAUCUUCUUUUACCUAUAGAGCUUACUGUACAGAAUUUAUAGAAGUCAAUGAAAUCAGUGCAUUGAUUAGGCAGAAGAGACAGGAAUUGGAAUUGUCAUGGUUUCCUGAUACAUUACCUGGAAUUGGAAGAAUUGGUUUUAUACCCUGGAAUAUUGAAACAGAAGUUCUUCCUCUAAUUUCUUCUGUGUUGCCGAGAACUAUUUUUCCAACAAGUACCAUAUCUUUAGAAAAUUUUGGUACUUCUUGCAAGGAAUAUGCAUUAGCACAUACCCAAGAAGGAGAAGAAAAGCAGCAAACUUCUGGUACAUCAAAUACUAGAGGAUCAAGACGAAAACCUGCAGCAACAACUCCUACAAGGAGAUCUACACGUAACACGAGAGCUGAAACAGUCAGUCAGUCCCAGAGAUCCCUGGUAUCAAAUAAUUCUGGGUUUGAUGCCCCGGGUAACAAUAAUCCAAAAGUGAGUGUUUCCUCUUCAGCUGAGUCACAAAAGCAAACAAAACAGCCUCCAAAACGGAAGUCUGUAAGAAGAGGAAGAAAACCACCUUUACUGAAAAAGAAACUUCGGAGCUCUGUCCCUCCCCCAGAAAAAUCAUCUUCCAGUGAUUCAGUAGAUGAAGAAACAGCAGAAUCUGACACACCACCUGUUUUAGAGAAAGAGCACCAAUCAGAUAUAGCAUGUAGUAACACUUGCACUGUGGAAACAGAUGUAGAAAACCAGUCUGCUAAUUGCUCAAAAAGUGGCAAUCAGCAAAUAGAAGAAAGGGAGGAACAUACUGAGAAUCAUGAUAUAGAGGAAAGAGUAGAAUUUUCUUAUUCUGAGUCUUGUACUCAAGAUACUCCUGUGCUAGUCGGACAGGAGAAGGAAAUUCAAAAACUUGAGAAUACAAGUAUAGAGGCUAAAGUUAUCUGUUUAGAAUGUGAUAUUUCUAGAAAUAUUUUUGAAAAAAUAGGUGAUCCAUUGGAAAAUCAAGACCAGAUACUUGGACCUUCAGAAUCAGAGGUAAAGGCAGAUAUAUGUACAGAUCAUCCUCCAAAUGAUUUUCUUACAUGUUCAGCAUCUGAAAUGGAAGUACACCAACCUGUUUCUAGUCCCAUUGGUGAGUUACCUGAGAAUGCAGUGUCAGUGGUUAAUGAAGAAAAAAUGAGAGAGAGUCUCAGAGUAGAAAUUACUGAUCAUAAAGAUUCUACAGUAAAAACAGAAGAGCAUGUAGAGAGUCCCAAGGUAGAAUCUUCUAAGGGUGAAAUUAUACAAACAAUGGACAAAAUAUCUAUUGAGAGCUCAGAGAGUCAAUUGUUUGGGCGUGUUGAAACUGAAGAUGCAGAAAUAAUUGCAGCGUGUGAUACUUCAGAGAAUGAAAAUUUCAGUAGUAUUCAAGACUCUGAAAAUAAUUUAUUAAAAAAUAAUCGUCCUCAUACCACCAAGUUGGACAAAUCUUUAGAAGGAAAGACUGAAUCUCUGGAUCCCAGAUCUACAGAGUUGCCUAACACACACAUUGAACAGAUUCAGAAGCAUUUUAGUGAGGACAAUAAUGAAAUGAUACCUAUGGAGUGUGAUUCAUUUUGCAGUGACCAAAAUGAAUCUGAAAUUGAAGCAUCUGUAAGUGCAGAUUCUAAACAAUUGAAUGAAAAUUCUAUGGCACACAGUUCUGAAAAUAAUAUGCUGUCUUCUGAUCCCGCAAAUGAAAAGGUUGAAAAUAUAUCUCAACCAUCUGAAAGCCCAGUAGAUAUAAUAGAUAAAUCCAAAAAGCCUCGUACUCGAAGAUCUAGAUUUCAUUCCCCAUCUACAACAUGGUCUCCCAACAAAGACACUGUGCAAGAAAAGAAGCGAUCUCAGUCUCCAUCUCCCAAAAGAGAAACUGGAAAAGAAAGCAGGAGGUCUCGAUCACCGUCUCCUAAGAAGGAAUCUGCCAGAGGACGGAGAAAAUCUCGUUCUCAGUCCCCAAAAAAAGAUAUUGCAAGGGAAAGGAGGCGAUCUCAGUCUCGGUCUCCAAAAAGAGAUAGUACUAGGGACGGCAAAAGAUCUGAAUCACUGUCCCCGAGAAGAGAUACUUCUAGAGAGAACAGAAGAUCUCAGUCAAGAUUGAAAGACUCCUCCCCAAGAGAAAAAUCCAGGUCCCGGAGCAGAGAAAGAGAAAGUGAUAGAGAUGGGCAGAGGAGAGAUAGAGAUAGGGAAAGGAGAACCAGAAGGUGGUCUAGGUCUAGAUCUCGUUCUAGGUCACCCUCAAGAUCUAGAACAAAAAGUAAGAGUUCAUCGUUUGGUAGAAAUGACAGAGAUAGUUACUCUCCCCGGUGGAAGGAAAGAUGGACAAGUGAUGGUUGGAGAUGUCCACGAGGAAAUGAUCGGUACAGAAAGAGUGACCCAGAGAAACAGAAUGAAAAUACAAGAAAACAAAAAAGUGAUAUCAGUUCAGUUGCUGACGAUCCAAAUUCUUCUGACAAACAUAGAAAUGACUGUCCCAAUUGGGUAACAGAAAAAAUAAAUUCUGGGCCUGAUCCAAGGACCAGAAAUCCAGAAAAGGUAAAAGAUUCGCACUGGGAAGAAAAUAAAAAUGAAAAUUCAGGGAAUUUUUGGAAUAAAAACUUUGGUUCGGGUUGGGUGUCUAACCGUGGUAGAGGUAAUCGUGGCAGAGGCACUUACAAAGGUAGUUUUGCCUAUACAGAUCAGAAUGAAAACAGGUGGCAAAACCGAAAACCCCUCUCAGGGAAUUCAAAUAGUUCAGGGAAUGAGUCUUUCAAAUUUGUGGAACAGCAACCAUAUAAGCGGAAAAGUGAGCAAGAGUUCUCAUUUGAUACACCAGCAGAUAGAUCUGGGUGGACAUCUGCAUCUAGUUGGGCUGUGAGAAAGACUCUGCCAGCAGAUGUGCAAAACUAUUAUUCACGACGAGGGAGGAAUUCUUCAGGUCCCCAGUCUGGAUGGAUGAGACAAGAAGAGGAAACAACUGAACAGGAUUCUAACCUAAAAGACCCAACAAACCAACAAGUUGAUGGUUCUCAGCUACCUAUAAAUAUGAUGCAACCACAGAUGAAUGUAAUGCAGCAACAAAUGAAUGCACAACACCAGCCUAUGAAUAUCUUCCCAUAUCCAGUGGGUGUUCAUGCUUCUUUGAUGAACAUCCAACGCAAUCCAUUUAACAUUCAUCCUCAGCUACCCUUGCAUCUCCACACAGGAGUGCCUCUUAUGCAGGUCGCUGCUCCUACCAGUGUAUCUCAGGGACUGCCACCACCACCACCCCCUCCCCCACCAUCCCAACAAGUCAACUACAUUGCUUCACAACCAGAUGGAAAGCAGUUGCAGGGUAUUCCUAGUGCUUCUCAUGUAAGUAGUAACAUGAGUACACCAGUCUUACCUGCUCCGACAGCAGCCCCGGGAAAUAUGGGAACAGUUCAGGGACCAAGUUCUGGUAAUACUUCAUCAUCAAGUCACAGCAAAGCCUCUAAUGCUGCUGUUAAAUUGGCAGAAAGCAAAGUAAGUGUUACAGUGGAAGCCAGCGCAGAUAGCUCGAAGACAGACAAGAAAUUGCAAAUUCAAGAAAAAGCAGCACAGGAGGUAAAAUUGGCCAUUAAGCCAUUUUACCAAAAUAAAGAUAUCACCAAGGAAGAAUAUAAAGAGAUUGUACGGAAAGCAGUAGAUAAAGUUUGUCAUAGUAAGAGUGGAGAAGUAAAUUCUACUAAAGUGGCAAAUCUGGUUAAAGCCUAUGUAGACAAAUACAAAUAUUCACGGAAGGGAAGCCAAAAGAAAACUCUGGAAGAACCUGUGUCUACUGAAAAAAACAUAGGCUGAAAUGGGGAGCGCUAUAAAAGGACGUUAUCAAGAUAUCUGCAAAGUGCAAUUUCAACAUGUACCAUUAAACUGAAAAUCAUGCAUAACUGUGAUUGAAAUUUGGUUUUGAUAAAAUUAUUUUUUUUAAUGUAGGGUAUAAUGUUUUGUUCUAAAUAUAGUUCUGCACUGCAACUUCUAUAAUCUCUCCCCCCUCCCCCAAUAAAGCAAAUUUAAGGGAAAGUAAAGGGUUUAAAAGAGUGUGCAUUUUUAGUAGGACUGUCUUAUAGUGUGGAUACUGGAACAUGUACAGCUUUUUGGUUGAAACAAUGGAGUGCAUAAAUUAGAAACUUCUAAGUGCACUGGUUUGGGAAAAUAUAUAUAUAGUACAUUUAUUCUGCCAGGCUAAAAAAUAAAGUAUGUUCUUUAUGAUUUUUCCCUCUACUUAUAGAAAGUUAAAUAAUGUAUGACCAUGAAAAAUAUUUCUAAUAUUAAAUAGAACAUACCAAUUGCAGGGUUCCUAAUGUGUAUUUUUAAAGCACAUAUCAAUAAAUUGCUUAGAUAGAAAACGUUAUCAUGAGGAAAAUUUAGAGUUCAGAACUUUGAGACACUCUUCACCUGUUGUAAUCUCCAAAUAAAGGUUAUGCUGCUUGUU